Messenger RNA from Tympanuchus pallidicinctus (lesser prairie-chicken), 3514 nucleotides. It is a transcript of the gene CIB3, whose product is annotated as calcium and integrin binding family member 3. Lineage: Eukaryota; Metazoa; Chordata; Aves; Galliformes; Phasianidae. Bases 1139 to 1519 code for a protein of 126 amino acids. The transcript is spliced from 7 exons. The record is from RefSeq and is a predicted model, not a curated record. Gene Ontology annotation, molecular function: calcium ion binding.
CCCGCCCCGUUCCGCUCCGAACCGACUGAAAGCCAGUCGCUGCCGCUUGUCGUAAGGCGCCGGGGUGAGCUGUAGUGCUGCUGCCAGUUCUGCCCUCGCGUUUCACAUUUAACUCACAGUUCUGUUCUUAAGUAUGAACGAUGCGUUCUCUCAUAUUUUCAGUGCAAAGCCAUAUACGGGCCUGUAUAUAUGUCAGCUUGUCACCGUAAUGGCCAUUUACUAGAGAUAAUGAGUGCUAAUGGAGGAACAGGGGGCCAAGAGGAUUGUACAGAUGUUGCCCCAAGUACAGCUGACAUCAGUGCAUGAUGUGGAGAAAAACGAGACAGGAGAGGCAGCGCUGGCAACACUGCGAGCAGCUCCGAGCGCUCGGUGCAAGGAGAGGCAUUGCCAGUUGUCGGGCAGUCUGCCGUCCGAAGGCACGGAGAUGUGCUGCCCACCAGAAGCAUCAGCACGGCUCAGUGCUGUAACAUGAGGCUCUGUGCACACAGGCAGCUUUUAAUAUCUGGAUAUCCAGGCCUCCUAUAAAAGUGACUGAGGAAAGAAUGAUGGGACAAGAAUCAGCGUUCAGAGCUGGACAUGGGCAACAAGCAAACCAUUUUCACUCCAGAGCAGCUGGAUGCAUAUCAGGACUGCACAUUCUUUACAAGGAAAGAAAUUCUGAGCUAUGAAUGGGAUCUUCACACACACAAAGGGAUGAGGAAAAUAGCAAGCUGACAAAGUGCUGAUACAUUCAGAUGACUGUGCAUACAUUCUGUCUCCCGAACCUGACCGCUGUGGAAAAAAUAGAGAUACCUGUGGUGAAUGAAAACCUGUUAAGCUGUUCUGAAAGCCCGAGGGCUUUGUGUUUAUCACCAGUUUCACUAUGCUGCUUUUUUAACGUUGUCUCUUCCACUGACGUCAACUACAGAGUACAAUAAAUGUUAUUUAGGGACUGGUUCCAUCCUGGCAAAGGAUGCAGAGUGUGAAGAGCAGGUAAGGCAGACAGUCGUUCUCAGAGGUCUGACAGCUUGUUCCCUCAGCCAGCCUUUCUCUCUCUUUCAGGCUGUUCCACAGAUACCGAGAUCUGGCCCCGCAGCUCGUCCCCCUCGACUACACCAGCAGGCCCACGGUGACACUUCCCUACCAGCUCAUUGGCAGCAUGCCGGAGCUGAAGGACAAUCCGUUCCGCCAGCGGAUCGCAGAGGUUUUCUCAGAGAGCGGAGAUGGCAAUAUGACUUUAGAUGACUUUUUGGACAUGUUUUCUGUGCUGAGUGAGAUGGCUCCCAGAGACCUGAAAGCUUAUUAUGCUUUUAAAAUUUAUGAUUUUAACAAUGAUGAUUACAUAUGCAAAUCAGACUUGGAGAAAACUGUGAACAAAUUAACCCGCAAUGAACUCACCCCAGAAGAAGUCAGCCUUGCAUGCGAGAAGGUGAUUUAUGAAGCUGAUCUGGACAACGACGGAAAGCUUUCUUUGGAAGACUUUCAGCAUAUGAUAAUUCGAGCUCCGGAUUUCCUCAGCACAUUUCACAUUCGAAUCUGAACGUAGCAAAACAUAAAGAUGAGAGCGCUGCUUCUUGAACAGUUUGGAAGUGGAACCGGUCACAGAACUCACCUUAAAAGGAAAAGUUCAUCUUCAUUGAAUUUUCCCUGUCACUACACAACAGUGUUUCUAUGAAAUUACCUGUUCCCACCUCCUUCCCUCACCAAAGCAGUGAUGUGGAAAAAAAAUGUGUUUUUUUAAGCUGGGGAACCACCAGGUAUGGGGCUGUAUGAAAUUACAGCUUCUUAAACAAAGGCCCUAUGAAAAUACCCCUAUAUCCAUUGAAAACCCCACGUUAUGGACUCAUGCUGCAUGCAGGAAUCUCUGUACUGUUCCUACUGAACUUCUCCUUUUCCCCUGAGACAAAGCCAGCUCUAGGUUUAGGAAAACCUCCAGAACUUGGUUUUCCUCAGAGAACACAGACUGAGAAGGUGCUCAGCUCAAGUUCUGAGGUUCAGAGAAUGCCACCUAUUCAAAAAUAGAUUCAAAAACAGGAUGGUUAAUCUAAACUGUGUAACCAGCUCCUCUGAUGUCCUUUAACAGCCUUAACAAAUGAUUCAGUCAAUCAACUGGCCCAACUAUUCUCCUAGCGUGUCACUGACGCCUGAUGCAGGUUCUAAGAUGGAUAAAGGGAAGAUUUAUUCAGAAUUUACAAUUUACAACUUAAACAACAAAAAAAACCAACAAAACCAGAUCCUAUCCUGUGUUCUUGGCACUCUUCCCUGUUUUUGGCAAUAGUUUUCCACAAAAGGAUCUGUGUUUUAAUGAUGAACCAGACUGAUAAACUGAUUUUUUUAAGUUCUCUUUUCAUAAGAAGUUUAUUUAUGCAGUGCUCAGGGUCCUGUACAGAGUAAAAACAUACAUACUGUAAUAAACAACAGUUCUGUCUUUCAUACAAACAUCAAAAUCAAUGAGAAGUGUUUAAGAAAGCAGUGGUAACGUGGGAAAGGUGGCAGCCAAGAGUGGGCCUUCUAAGUGCAGUUUACAGUUGCUUAUGAAAAUAUUGCGAGUGUUCAACUCCCCUCAGAACGAAGUCAUGAGUCCCAGCUCACGCUCAGCUCAGAGCUCAGUUCCUGCAGGGGCUGGAGAGCAGCCUGCUGCACUUCGAUCAGCUUCAGAAGACAAAAUCUCCAAGCAUCAGUGAAAGAAAUGGGUCAAAGAAUAAAGCAGCCUGAAAUAAUCAGACUGUGAUUACCAUUAAUGUUCCAUCGAACAGAGCUUUAUUUCAUCUAUAAAUGAAGACACACCUCAGUCACCAUUCUUUCCCAACCCCUGUGAACUUGUAGCAGAAAUGGAGACCGUUCUUUCAGCGGUCAUUUGUCCAUUUCCCCUCCAGCAUAACCUCCAUCCAUUUCACGUCCAAGAAAACAAGAAAUCCCGGCAGCUUUUGAGCAUGAGCAUCAGCCAAACCACCACCACAGCAAUAAAACCCCUUACAGUUGUCAGUAAGAUGAUUACUAUCCCACACGAAAGGAGACCAAAUAAUUCCCAGCAGCAGCAAUGAGACUUACAAUAAUCCAUAGGAUUUAUAAAUCUGAGGCUGAAAGCCUGAUGGCAGCACGAGGCUCUGAUGUCGUGGGACAUGAGAUGUGCAAUCAGCACAGGAACUGGACAGGCAGAGUCAGCACUAAGCAGCAGUUCCAGCAUGCACUGCAAAUCAGCUGACAGGUCUGCACCCAAAGGGUGAAAUCUAUCCAGCAUGCUGCAACCAGCCUCAAAAGUAAGGUCAACCACAGAAUGCUACGAUCCUCAUCGAAGUAAAGGAAUUUGAGAACAUGCUCAAAAAUGGGUUUGUUUCUCUACAAACCAAGUGUUAACUGAUUACCUGGCAUUUUAGUGGUAUUUAGAUGUAGAAAAUGUGUGGCAAGCACAUUCUCAGCUUUUCAGAUCUACUUAAAUUCCUGUUUUAUAGAUUCUGUAUCCAAUUUCAGAUUUGUUCUUAGUUAACAAAAGCUUACAUAUAAAUGCAUUCCUGCAUUCGGUGACACAGAACCU